CGCUCGCUACUAAAGUGUCCUUUAUCCUUAAGCGCUCCAACGCUCCCCUCUGACUCGCUGGCAAUUCGAUCGCGCCUUCUUACAUUCACUUUAGACGUUUCCGAGGCUGCAUGCCCCGGCUACUAUCAUCGAAGUAACUGUUAAAAGUUUGACAUAGCAAACCCAUUUGCUGUGCAUAGAGGCGCCGGCCUCAAUCCUUACCACCAUGGCCGCGGAUAUGCCCGACCCGACGCUGCAAAACGUUGUAGAUCAGAAGGAGCUUAAAUGGAUCUUCGUGGGCGGCAAGGGAGGCGUGGGGAAGACCACCACGUCCUCGUCCCUAGCCGUGGCGCUCGCGGAGAGCGGGACACGCAACCGUGUGCUCAUCAUCUCCACGGACCCCGCACACAACCUGAGCGAUGCCUUCCGGCAAAAGUUUACAAAGACGCCCACGCUAGUUAACGGCUUCACCAACUUGUUUGCCAUGGAGGUGGACCCGCAGCCCGACAUUGGCGAGAUGGAGCAGCUGGAGUGGGCGCAGGACAGCUUCCUCACCGAGCUGGCGGGCAGCAUCCCCGGCAUUGACGAGGCCAUGAGCUUCGCCGAGGUCAUGAAGCAGGUCCAGACCAUGGACUACGACACCAUUGUGUUUGACACGGCGCCCACCGGGCACACGCUGCGGCUGCUCAACUUCCCCACCAUCCUGGAGAAGGGGCUGUCCAAGCUGGUGGCGCUCAAGGGCGCCAUGGGCGGAAUGAUGGGGCAGGUGACCCGCAUGCUGGGCGGCAUGGCGGGCGGGGGCGAGGGCGCGGCGGACCUGCCGGACCAGCUGUUGGGCAAGGUGGAGGGCAUGCUGGACGUGGUGCGCAAGGUGUCGGCCCAGUUCAAGGACCCGCUGCUGACCACCUUCGUGGCUGUGUGCAUCCCCGAGUUCCUGUCGCUCUACGAGACCGAGCGCCUGGUGCAGGAGCUCGCGAAGUUUGAGAUCGACUGUCGCAACAUUGUGAUCAACCAGAUCAUCUUCCCCGAGUCGGUGGGCGGCUCCCGGCUGCUGGACGCGCGUGUUCGCAUGCAGCAAAAGUACCUGGACCAGUUCUACGAGCUGUACGAGGACUUCCACAUCCUGCAGCUGCCGCUGCUGGAGGAGGAGGUGCGGGGGCCGGAGGCGCUCAAGGCCUUCGCGGUCAACCUGCUCAAGCCCUAUGUGCCGGCGCCGCCCACGGACGCCGCGGCUCGGCAGGCGGCGCUGGUGUCGGAGGUGGCGGCGCUGAAGAAGCGUGUGGCGGAGCUGGAGGCGGCGCUGGCGAAGAAGUGAGGCGGCGGCGCGUGGGCUACACCACUGGUAUGAAGGUGCAGGCUGCUGCGUUGGACGUGCCGCCGCAUAGGCAGCCUGGGUGAGGGCGGGUGUGGGAGGAUGGAGUGGUGGCGGCGGCGCGGUGGUGGCGGCGACGUGAACGGCGGUGGUGACGUGACGGGACGGGACUGAGUGGCUAGGACUGGCGGCCUGUGAGGUGUUGGUCGGGAGCUUGGUGUGCGGGGGGGGGAGCAUACGGUGGCUGUGCGGCCUCUCAGCGGCAGGCGCGCACGAUGAGGGCGUACGUGUUCGGUGUGGCCGCGCUGUUGCGUAAGGUGGUUGGGAGCGUCCGUCGCGCGCUUUCCCAUCCCGCCUACUCGUAAUGCUGAGUAUACCGUAGUGUGGGCUCAUGGGUCAGGAGUGCAGCGCUACUGAUGUCUGAUGACAAGCGCGCCCGCUACCCUAUCUGUGGUGCUAGCUGUAGGCAAGGCAGCUGGUAGCUGGUCGGAGUGGAUACGGCACCGGCACUGAGUUGCAAUGGAAACACUGGUGAUGGCCAUUGGCGUUACAGAUGCGUGUGUGUGUUCGAUCGUAUGAUUGCACGAGAUCGUGGAAGUUCCUUACUCUUGUCCUGACUCCGGGCAUCCUGGCCAUCUACUUAAAGCUAUGCUUGGGGUCAUGCCCGCAUAAUCAGCGGCGCGGCCCCGAGCCCCACACUAACUAACCUGGCUUCACCUUCUAAUGCAUAGGGCAGGUGAGCCGGCACACGUGUCUAACCAUUACGUGUCUAAGUUCCCAAACAGCU
Messenger RNA from Chlamydomonas reinhardtii, 2078 nucleotides. RefSeq lists its product as uncharacterized. Gene Ontology annotation, biological process: post-translational protein targeting to endoplasmic reticulum membrane. The transcript is spliced from 8 exons. NCBI's taxonomy places the organism in Eukaryota, Viridiplantae, Chlorophyta, Chlorophyceae, Chlamydomonadales, Chlamydomonadaceae. Bases 206 to 1294 code for a protein of 362 amino acids. Gene Ontology annotation, molecular function: ATP hydrolysis activity; ATP binding. Gene Ontology annotation, cellular component: GET complex. The record is from RefSeq and is a predicted model, not a curated record.